Molecule: messenger RNA, 1008 nt
Organism: Adineta ricciae
Lineage: Eukaryota; Metazoa; Rotifera; Eurotatoria; Adinetida; Adinetidae
Source: the annotation of a GenBank genome assembly
AUGAACUCUUCAGAUUAUACGCUCGGAGCAAUUAACUACUAUCUCACAGUUUAUUCGGGAUAUGCAACUGUCAUUCCUGGUUUGAUUGGGAAUAUGAUCAACAUUGUGGUAUUUACUAAACUAAAACUAUUUCGUGGCAAUCCAUCGGCAUUUUAUCUGAUAAUCGGAUCUAUAUUCGAUUCUUGGCAAUUGCUUUUCUUAACAACACCUCGGUUUGCUUCGAUUGCGUCGGGCUAUGAUGCAACUCAAACGUCAUUGUUUUGGUGUAAACUUCGUGCUUAUCUCGUGAACAUAGGCGCCGUGAUUUUGACGACUAACAUCUGCUUUGCGGCUAUUGAUCAAUAUUUAUCAACAAAUUACUAUCUUCGUCUACGACAAUUGAGUAGCUAUAAGCUGGCACAACGAGCUGUCGCUACACUUAUCAUCUUUGCUCUUCUAUACGCUGCCGUAUUUUUGUUCUUCUUUGAAAUUCAAACCAUAUGUGGAACUUUCAAUCCUGGAUUCAAUUACUUCUAUUCAUUCGUUCAUUUUUGUUUAUUCAUUGGCCUUUUCCCGAUCGUUAUAUCAUUAUUAUUUAGUUGUCUUGCUUAUCAAAAUGUUCGUCGUAUUGUUCGUCGACCAGCAGCUGGUGGUCGGCGUCGUCUCGAUCAUCAGCUAACCGCUAUGAUUCUCGUUCGUGUCGCCUUAUUUGUCUGCACGACGGUACCUUACAUAAGCCUACGAAUCUAUCAAAUUAAUCAUUCACCUAACCAGAAUAAUACAUUCGCUGUUGCUGUCGAUCAAGUGAUUCGAACGUGUUUCAAUACCGUUUAUACAAUUGACACUUCGGCCGUAUUCUAUAUCUUUUUGAUCUCGUCACCUCGGUAUCGUCGACAAGUUAGAUAUAUACUGUUCAAGAAAAAUUGGCGUAAGACUUGGGCGAACAAAAUCAAAAGAAAUCGAAUUGUAGCCAAUGCUAAUCAAAUCCAAGCAAUUGAAUCGCCUCAACCAAGUGUUGAACUUGACUGA